Cryptotermes secundus is the source of this 8854-nucleotide messenger RNA. RefSeq lists its product as uncharacterized. NCBI's taxonomy places the organism in Eukaryota, Metazoa, Arthropoda, Insecta, Blattodea, Kalotermitidae. Gene Ontology annotation, molecular function: chitin binding. Gene Ontology annotation, cellular component: extracellular region. The transcript is spliced from 7 exons. The annotation marks the transcript as partial. The record is from RefSeq and is a predicted model, not a curated record.
CACUCCUGUUCAUAUUUCACGUGCAACAUGUCUUCCAUUGCUCACCAGCUGUGGUCCCAGGGUACUUGGACUUCGAUAACCUGCCAGACACCAAUUUUUCUUGUGAGGGUAAAGUUAUUGGAGGAUAUUACGCAGAUGUUGAGACGGGCUGUCAGAUGUUUCAUGUCUGCACAAUUGGACAGAAAGGAGAGACAACAGACAUCAAAUUUCUGUGCCUCAAUGGCACAGUGUUUGACCAAGAGACCAGAGUCUGUGAACGUGUGGAUGAAGUGGAUUGCAGUAAAACUGAGGGCUUCUAUGACCUGAACCUUGAGCUAUAUGGAAAUGGUGCUGCUCUCAGUUUCACAGAAGAAGAAGAAGAAGAAGAAGAUGAAGAAACAACAUCUGAACAAAACACAGAGGCCAGUGACACACCUUCUCAUGGUCCUGGUUUGAAACACAAGACAUCCACUUCUAGACCUUCUACUGUACCUCCUCCCAUUUCUACCCCUAUUGUUCCUCACCCUGCUUCCACAACUACCCCCAAAAUUCCUGCCCAUCCAUUUGUUCCCACCACAACAUUUAAGCCUAGUCAGCAUAUAACGCACUUCCAUUCGACCACACCGUCGUCAGUAGCAGCUUUUCUUGCAAUAAACAAUGCCUUUUCUUCUUCCAAUACUAAUCAAGAUGGAAAUAAAUUUGGAGACGAUUCUAGCCAAUAUGAUGAAGAUGAUGAGGAAGGGGAGGAGGAAGAGGAAGAAGAGGAGGAGGAAGAUACAGUUACACAUCAUCCUGGAAUUCAAAUAAACAGUGGCAUAAGCCAUCAUUUUCCUGUAACCACAGUGAGCAGUCAGGUGCGACCUGUUAGUCCAGAACAUCACAACAUACCACAGCAAAAUGUAAAAGUACAUGGCACAGGGGAGAGUGGUUUGGUCUUGAAUCAGUCAAACAGACAACAGCCACAGAAAUCUCAGUCCCCGUUAACUCAUUCAGCCCAUCUCUAUGGACAUGAUUACCAUCAGACUCCUCAUAUCGCUAAAGAUGAAAAUGCUCAUUCCAAGCACCAGCUCAACACACAGUUCAUAUUAAACCAGCAAAGGGAUAACGAGAACAAACAGCUUCAUGGCUUUAAACCAAUUUCAAACACAGAUAACAGGAAUCAAUUCUUAUUUUCAUCAACAACCCAACAACCUCCAAUUCUUUAUACAACAAAGAGUCUUCCUGGAUAUCAUUCUCCUACCAUAGAAUCAUUCUCUCUUCAUGCCAUAGAUUCGCAACCAGCUAUCCAAACCACUCAGCGGUCCCCUAACAACUCUCCUUUUCCACCACAAACUAACGCACAUCAAGUCCCUCCUAAUACUAUAGCUCAAAAAAUACGUGCCAGCAUUGCCAGUAAUGGAGGCUUCCUUGCACAGACAAUUCAAAUUUCUCCGAAUCCCCUAAUAUUCCAUCUGAAUUCAAAGAGUAAGAACCGUCAGGGGCAUCAGCUCUUUACAACUCCUUCAGUAGCAGUGAUAGCAACCACUAGCAGCUCUUCAAGCAGUUCAAGUGUAAGAAGUGGCCCAUCAGGCAAGGCUGGAAAUAUUUCUCCAGUGGUACCAUUGACAUCAAGUACUGGAAACACUCCAAAGGGAUCUAGUGUUAGUAUCAAUUCCUCAGUGCCUGCCCAACUGUUUUCUGAAACAACACCACCAGAUUCAUAUGAUGAAUACCAAGAAGCAGAUGUUGCUUCGGACCCAUUCUUUAGAGAUGUGCCAAAAAUUUCCAGACUAUCCACAACACUUAACAUUCCUUCCCCAACUAGACAUGGAAUUAUUAGAAAUAAACGUGAAGCAUUUAGGAAAUAUCAUGCAAAGUCACAAACUGUCUUUCAGCAACCUCAGAAUACUGCAAGGUAUAGGCGAAAAGCUGUAGCACAGUUUGGAUUACCAACUGAAGUAUUUAGAACUGGAGAAGGAAGAUACAGAAACAGGCCAGGAGGUCCAGCUGGGAGUCACGAUGGCAAAUCAAAUCAUCAGAGUAAUUCACGGGGGCGAACCAGAGCAGAAUCCCAAUCUAGAAAGACAAGUAAUCCAGAAGAAUUAGUGUCAAAGGAAAGUAGUUUAUUAUCAAAACCCAGUCCCUUUGUUGCUGCAACACAUGAAGUUUCAACAGUAAUACCAGAAACCUACCAAGAGCCACCACAAUAUUCCAGUAUCCAUCCUGACAUUCGUUUGCCAAAUUUUUCCCAGAAACAUUCAGAAAGCGCCACAUUGGAUUCCCCUUUGAGAACUGAAAGUCAUCAGGGACACAAAAGAACUUUUGUGAGAGUCAGAGGGCCUCAUAAACAAAAUGUUGCAGCAGACAUAGAUACCCAUAAUUCUUCGCAAAUACCAAGCUUGUCUGAUCAUACAAAAAGUUUGCAUCAAUUCAUGGGCAAUUCAAGACUGAAUGUAAAAUCUGUUGAAGCUACUACAAUACUGGCUGGUUUAAUAGUACCUACUUCAGGAUCUAUACAAACUUCUCAUGAAGUACCCAAACCAAAUGUCAACGUAUAUGCAGGAAAUCCUGAAACAUUACAAGAUUCUAGAAAACACGAUUCUAUUGCAAGAACAUAUAGUAGGGGAGAAAAUAGACGACUGCACCAUCAGCCUUCUCAAAGUAACCUGGAUCACGAAAAAAGAGUUGCAAGUAAAUCAGAAAGUUCCAGGCAAAGAAGCAGUCAGGGGACUAGAUUGGGGGCUGCUGACAAUGUUCAUGAAACUCGUGAAUAUCAGGCAAGGGGUUCAUUAACCUCUCAGCUGAGAGAUAAUAUAGAUACUGUGAAGUCAGCGAGUAGAGAAAGUGACCACAGACAUUCUAAUUCUGAAAAUACAGAAGAUAGAACUUCAUACAGUCAUCAUGCAGAGGCCCCAUCUAGAAUCAGAAGCCGCGGAAGGAAGUUUGGUGUCUCAAGCACACGCCAAGAUAGAGUAAGGUUAGAUGGCAAUGGAAUGAUACCGCCAGCCAAUGACUCUGAUGUGGGAUCUGGAGUUGCUACUGAACCACCCUCUGAACCUCUGGCUUCACUACCCGAGACAAACUUCAGUUGUGCUGAUAAGAUUCCUGGAGGUUACUAUGCAGACCUUGAGGCAGAUUGCCAACUCUUCCACAUAUGCUCUGUGGGUAGACAUGGAAGAAUUACAGACAAUAAAUUUUUAUGUGGACCUGGUACAAGAUUCAAUCAGCGAAGUCGAACAUGUCAAGUAAGAGACUUGGUGGACUGCAACUUGUCAGCCUCACUGUACUACCUGAACAGCCAUUUCAAGUUGGAAUCUCCAGAUGAUAUUUCGAAGUAUAAUGUCAACUUUGAAGCGCACAAGAUUCGAACCAGACGAGAAGCACCCAAAGCUGCAUCAUCAACUGACAGGGGUCCACGGCAGCACUACACUAUCGACAACCUACCACAGACAUCAUUCACCUGUGAAGACAAGCCUCAAGAUGGACUUUACGCUGAUGUGGAGACGCAGUGUCAGGUGUUUCAUCUCUGUCGUACUAUUUCUGGACAACUGACCUUGGAAUCAUCCUUUGUCUGCCCACCAGGUACAGUGUUCAACCAGCCAGAGGGAAACUGUGACACAUGGAAGGAAGUGGAUUGUGCACUUUAUUCUGCACCUGAACACUCCUUCAAGAAGACAGCAACUACCGGGACCAGGGGUCAGGGUUCCAAAGACAGGAAUAAACGGCAGGCUAUUAUGAAAGGUACACAGACUGAGUCACCAAAACAGAAGAUUAUGCACAAACUUGGGGUAAAUAAGAAUUACAGGUUCAAACGUGGAACUGAGAAAGAAACAUUCGACUAUUAUGACUAUGUAGACGAUAAUUAUGAAGCACAUGCAGCAAAACCAGAAAAUAGAGAUAUGUCACCUGGAAGUGACCAAACAAAAGAAUCUAACGACAACUUUUCUAAUGUUGAAGAUAAUGUUUCUACUGAGAGACAUGCCAAACCAGGACCACAUUUAUUUAAGUCAGAGGAAAAAGGAAAGGACGGGCAGCAAGCCACAGUUUCAGCUGGGAAUGGCAAUACCGAUAGUAACACAGGGACUCCCGAGCAUUAUGAAAGUUUCUUGCCCUAUGCUAUAGGUACUUUAGUUCCCACUGGGUUUCACCAUAAUGAAGCUAAGGGAACAAGAGAAGAAAAUACUCCACUCGUACAACCAUAUGAGUUAUCUGUGCACAAUAAAUCUGAUGAAGGUAAGAUAGAAGAUACAUCUGAUUAUAUUUAUGAGUAUGAAUAUGUUGAUGAAAUUAUUACAACUACAUCUAAUCCAAGGAACAUUAAACAAACUGAAUCUACCUUAAAUGAGAACAAUAAAUAUAUCAGAAAUUAUGCUGAAUCUACUAACCCGGAAUUCAGUCAUGAUCUAAAAAGUUCUAAUCAGUCUGUUACAGUACAGACAAAUGAUUUCAAAAUUAUCGAUUUAAAUCACAGUUUGGAUGACACCUUAACAUUUUCUACAAACAUACCAGGAAAUAUUCCAAAUAAAACUAAAAAUGAUGAAGUGACAACAAAAACAAAAAUUGUGCCGAAAGUAGAUUCUGUUGAUGUCACUUCAGAUGACUAUGAAUAUGAGUAUUACUAUGAUGAAGGUUACACUGAAGCUAACAGCAACAGUAAACAACUGUCUUCAGCUAAUGGGCAUAAGAUAACAGAUUCUGAAAAGCAAAGUGAUUACUGUGCACACUGUUUGGAUACAGAAGAAGUUAAACAUCAAAAGCACAGACCAGCUGUGGCAGCACAAGGAAAUUUAAAUGGUACUCAUGAGAACAGUAAUUUUGGAGUCAGUAUGAAAGUAUUAGAAAAAUUAAAUGUAACGCCACCAGCCCCAUUCCAAGUUAAUGCAAAGAAACAGAUGCAUUUUGGAACUGAUAUUACUGCCCAUGAUACACAGAAGUCAGGUUUCAUUCAAACAGGUAGAAUUUCAGAACUGUUUGAAACAAAUGAAAAUCCUAGCCUUAUGCAAGAAAUGGGCAAAAGGACUACAGAUACAGCAGCAGUUCAGAACCAUAAAAAGUUAUAUGAGAGCAACUAUGAUGAAGAAGGAAGUGAUGAUAUUUAUUUGGCUUCUCAUACAACCCACUUGCCCAAGGAAACAUUUGAUAGUUUGAGAAUGGAAACCACAACUUCACAUAUGGUUCUAGAAGAAGAAACUAGUACAAGCCAUGAACUAAAUUCAUCAACUCAGAAUGUACAAAUAGUUGAUCCAAUUGCAGUCUCUCUAGAAGAAACAACACCGUCUCUUGGAUUACCAGAUUAUCGCACAACUAUUGCAACAACAGCCGAAUCUCAGAAAGAAGGUACUUCUCCUAAUUACAGCACCACUUCAUAUGCAGAUGUAAUCCCAUAUCCGCUAGUCGGGGUGCCUCUGUCAAGAAUUGAGAAUCAGACAUUUACUGAGGCUAUAGUGCUGGACUCUUCUUCACAAACUCCACUGCCAUCACCAGUCCCUAGCUUAUUAAAGCCUCCAAAACUUCAUAAUAUCAUUAUGAAUCACUUUUCAACUCCAAUUCCACCACCAGCCGCGAUCCAGUCAAGCAACACACUUACCUCAAGGAAACCUACACUCAAGAGGAAUCAACACAGGGGUACCACAGACAACAUGGGACAUAAUAUCAGACAAGAUGAAGGAAAAUUAAGGAAAUCACAUAGAUUCACACUUCUGCCUGGUAGGAAUCCUACCACACAUGUGCAACAAAUGCAUAUAGCGGAGAAUACUACUACUACUCUUGCAACAUCCUUCGUUGCUGAUAAUCCAGUCAUUGAUGAUCAAGAAACAAGGCCACAGAACAGAGUUCCUAAUAUACAGUCAUCAGAGACGAUCAGAUCUAAAGAAACAUCAUCAACAGUUCCCCACAAAGGAGACAGUACAUAUGGGAUUCAUCAUGGACUGGAAUCUGAAAUCCUUCUGCCAUUCACCAGAGGCUCAGAAAGUAAUGCCAAGCCUACAGACAAGUUAAUAUCACCGAACAAUGGAGCUUUCUAUUCAUCCCAGGUUUCAACAGAGGCUGUAUCAUCAUCCGAACCGCCUACAAUCCCUGCUAUGGAGAAUUCAGCGCUCACUUUCACACCAGAGUAUGAGAACCAUGAUUUGCCAACAGUAAAUUCUUCGGUUAUAUAUAACGAUGAUAUAAUAUUAAAUCGCUUUAGAGCUGAUAAUUAUUCUAUUGAUUAUGCAAUUAGGAACAAUUUUGAACUAAGUGGACAGAAUUCUACAACUGUACAUGUGUUUCCAGCAAAUGAUCUAACAUUCCCAGUUACAACUCCAUCUAGUUUAUUCAAACACCCUUCAGCUGAAACCACGGAGGUGUUACCAAGCAUGUCUCCUUCCCUUCAUGCAGGAUAUACACUCUCUUCAGUAAAUUCCCAGCCUUCUAUAUCUGUUGACGGUAUGCUUGCCAAUGGUUUUGUAUGCACAGGGAGAGAGCUGCAUCGGUAUCAUGCAGAUACAGAUGACUGCAGGAUAUUUCAUUACUGCUCUGCAGGUUUUCACAGCCGACAAGUUUUGGACUUCAGGUUUAUGUGUGAAAAUGGAACAGCUUUCAAAGCUGACACCCAGAAAUGUGAAAAUGAAUUUCUUGUACCCACAUGUGUGAAUUUGAAGGUAAAAAAUGAGUGAUAACAGUAAUGAAUAGAAAUAAUUAUCCUUCCUUUGAAGUUGGAUGCCACAUGCAUCUCCAUUUGACAGUGUUAAGUACAUAGUAAUUUUAUACUGAACACAAGUACUAGUUCAUUAAAGUAGCAGAUGAAGUGGCUACUCUGUUAUUAUGUUGCUGAUUUAGAACAAAGUACUGGUUAACAUGGCUGAAAAUACUUUUUUCUAAAAUACGCUUUAACUUAUGUGAUAUGAACAUCAAGAAAACAGAAGUCUUAUUCUCUGUAUACACCUGCUUCAGAACCCAUGGAGGCUAUUUUAAACCAUCUUUACUCCUUCACCAACAGUAGUCCCCAAAAAAUGUUUCAUUUGAGCUACACUCAUAGGGACAUAACAAUGCUCAUUUUCAGUUUAGGCACAGGUUUGAUUAAUGUUACAGUUUUUAGAUACACAUAAAAAAAAUUUAAAAUCAUGAACUGUUAACAAAAAUUAUUCUGGAGACAUUUUUAAUAAUGAUAGUGCUGUACAAUACAUUUUGUAAUUAAGCAGUAAUUAUUGUACCAAAAUUGUGGAAGGUUACCCUAUGUAACCAAUCAUUAAAGUAAAACAAUAAAUGAAUAUUUUGUUGAAAAACAUGAACAUUAGACCUAAAUGCCAACAUUAUUGUCUUGGAUAGUAUACCAAUUAAGCACCAGGAAACUAUCACAUCUCCUUAUUUUGGAUGCUUUUUUAAACCUUUUUGCAGUUUCCUUGCUUUUUUUGAGAAUGGUGUCACAUUUAAAAUCGUCAUGCCAAAAUUUAGUCUUGGAUAUUAAAUUUUAGGAAUUCAUUCAGAGUAGACAUAACUUACUUAUUUAUGGAGAUAAUUAUUAACAUCCAUUACUUUCAAAGGGUAGCUAUGUACUGACUUGUAUAAAGGUUUACUUUUAAUCUCUCUUUGCAUGGCAAAUAAAUCCUGAAAAUAUUUAAAACCUGGAUACCACGUUUGUGGGUAGAAUUAUAAGGACUAAUUUCUUUUUGUAUGUUGAAUUAUACUGUCUGAAAGAAGGGCAAGGAAAGGAUUAAAUUGGGGCCUACGGAAUACAGAUCUAAAUAUUAUUUUCUUAUAUGCAGAAAAAUAUAUGGGAGAAUUUUUGUGGUGCACUGAAGUUUUUGAAAUAGCCUUUCUCUUUAAGGUUUCGAUAUGCUUGAUACUUAGAAGUAAUGAAUCUUUCAACAGACCUUUGACAGUGUUUGGGACUGAUCUAGUUAAAAAACUGAAAAAAUAAUAUGUUUGCUCAUUAGAGGAAUGUCGCCUUCGUCCUGAAAACAAGUGCAUUUUAAACAAAUCUAACUUGUAGUUUCUGAUUUAGGUCAGUGGAGAUUCCUCACACUAAGUAAUAAUUAUAGUUGCUGAUGAUGUCAUUCCUAUGAACACAGACAAAAAUUCCUUCAGAGAAGACAUGAACAUGUCAUACGUUAGGGUUCUUUAUGGAUGGAACAUUCAAACACCCAUAAUUUUCCCUGUGAUGAGAGUUUUAUUCUUUAAAUACACUACAAUGAUCAGGAACACUUAUGUUAGUACUGUGCAGAUGAAGUAAUUUUUCAAAGUCUUUCAUGAUCAUUUGUGGCAUGUCACCUUUUUGUUUUACAUCUUGGCAAAACUUUGAAUUAAAUGGAGAUGUUACCAUGCAGCCACACAACCAGUCAGUAGCUCAUUAAGAUAUGCCAAAAACAUUCAAGGAAAAGGAGCCUCACACAUUGUGACAUCCAAAACUGAAGUUCUGACUGCAAAAUAUAAUAACAUUAUAUCACCCCUUUCCUGUUGGUGCAUCAUAAUCCAAGUACUGGCAUUACUUGAGAGUAUGAAGAAUUUUAAUUGUAAUGCAUAAUUCUUAUUUAACAAAUGAUUUAUAUCAUAGUAUUUUGGUGUAACUGUAAAUUCAUGAACAGGUAUUUAAGGGGGAUGUUUAUCAAGGGAGAGUGACAUAAAGUAUUUUAUGAGCUGCUAAUUUAUGGCAUUGAAUAAUUAUAGAAGAAAGUUGGGAAUUAUUAUUAUACUCUCACUGUAUCUCCAGGACACCAUUUGCUUAAAGAAAAUGUAAUUUAUAUACUGCAGCAUUCUCUUGCAUUUCAUUACAUGGGGGGUAUUUAACUGUGGCUUGUAACGUGAAACACCAAUGAUAUUGCUUUCACUUACCAUAACUAACUGAAUGGAGCUGAGCCUUUCUUCAGAAACUGCCAGUUGUACAAUUACUCAAGAAUUUCCCAACAUUUUAUGGAAU